Molecule: messenger RNA, 1062 nt
Organism: Impatiens glandulifera
Lineage: Eukaryota; Viridiplantae; Streptophyta; Magnoliopsida; Ericales; Balsaminaceae
Product: pectinesterase inhibitor 10-like
Exons: 1
Coding region: 171-755 (194 amino acids)
Source: RefSeq, a predicted model, not a curated record
UUGGACUUUACAUAUUCCGUUGAUCUAGCCACGUUCUCUUUCUACCAUUAUAUAUAUAUAUAUAUAUAUAUAUAUAUAUUCCUUCUUCUCCAACCUCCUUUUUAAUCCAUCUCCAUUUCAUUUUAGAUCUCAUCAGAUUUCUUCAUUCGCUUUUUACUUCAUUAUCAACAAUGGCGAGGAGACUAUCAAUGACUAUUCUCUUCCUUCUUCUCUCUCUCACCAUAGCUACAUCUCAGGAUAACAACACAUCUCCUCCUUCGCCAACAAUUCCCUCGCCUGGACCCGAAGCCGCCGACGCUCCUUCUCCUCCUCCAGAUUCCGGCGCCCCGAUAACUACUACUCCUCCGCCAUUAUCCGAAUCGACUUCUUCUCCUCCCGCACCUCCUCCAUCGUACAAAUCGAAUUCCCCUCCUUCACCUCCCCCUUCAUCAUCAGAUCAAGCUCCAGACUCUUCACCGUCUCCAUCUCCGUCUCCGUCUCCAUCUAAGAAAUCACCUGCUCCGGCACCUGCUGCUAAAAGCGGCGUAACCUCGAAAUCCAGCAAUGAAAAUGCGGAUCUGACGCCGCCGGAAGAGGAAAAUGAUUCGGGAAUGAGCGCAGGGAAGAAGGCCGGAAUUGCGUUCGGAGUGAUUGCGGGAUUAUGCGUGGUAGGGUUGGGAGGGUUCGUGUACAAGAAGCGAAAGGAUAACAUACAGCGAUCUCAGUACGGGUACGCCGGAGGAGAUCGUAGAGAGAUUCCUCUAUACACAUUUUGAUUCAAUUCAAUUCAAUUCAUACAACAACAGAUCUUCAUCAAUCAUUCAAUCAAUCAAUCUUUGCAUUCAUCAUCUCAUACAUACAUUCCAUUCCAUGCCUUUUACAUAUACAUAUAUGAUAUAUAAUUUUGGAUUCAACAAAAUUCUUUAGAGUUCAUAGUUGUGGAGAAUUAUUCAUCAUUUCAAAUUGUGCAAUUAUUGAGGAAAACCCAUUUUAUUAAUGGCUGAUGAUCAAUACUAGUAGUAUGUAAUAGUUGUGAUUCUUCAUGUUCAAAUUUUAUAAAUAAUAUACCACUUUACUUACUUU